Molecule: messenger RNA, 543 nt
Organism: Penicillium samsonianum
Lineage: Eukaryota; Fungi; Ascomycota; Eurotiomycetes; Eurotiales; Aspergillaceae
Exons: 1
Coding region: 1-543 (180 amino acids)
Biological process (GO): protein phosphorylation
Molecular function (GO): protein kinase activity; ATP binding
Source: RefSeq, a predicted model, not a curated record
AUGGGUUUCUUUUCUAGCUCAAGGCGCGCCGAUUCCUUCAUUGCGGCCGGCACAGUCUCACUAAUCUAUGCCGUUGACGAAACUACUGCCAUCAAACUCCGUCCCUCGUCAGGGGAGUCCAAGCUCCAGGCCUAUGACAUUGAAGUUCGCUCUUACAAGCAACUUGGACACCAUGAACGCAUUGCAUCGUGUGAAGUGUCUAACGAAGGUCUCCUACUAGAACGUGGUACUUGUCUUCGGCGCAUACUCAAGAGUGCCAGCGAGUCUCCCAUUCCUUUGGCUACGAAGCUUCGGUGGGCGCAGGAAGCCGCAGAUGGUCUUUCAUAUAUCCAUAGCAAGGAAAUCAUCCAUGCAGAUGUUGGUUGCCACAAUUUAAUCGUGAACAGUGCCUGUCACAUCAAGUUUAUCGACUUCGGUGGCUCCGGCAUCGACGGCGAAGCCCCGUUAGUCUGCUACGAGUGGUGUAGCUUUCAGGCUGGUAAUGAAAUCGGCAUAUACACAGAUAUAUUUGCUUCGGGUCAAUGCUUUUUGAACUUGAAAUAG